AUGCCGAUACCUGACAACGACAUGAGGAUCCGCCUCAAGGCAACGGCGUUCGUCAUCUACUACCAUACCGACCUAACCAAGGCGCGUCAAUUUCUCCUCGACUUCGGACUGUCCAUCGCGCGAGAAGAUCCCCAAAACCAGAUCUUCUUCAAAGGGUAUGGCGUGGAGCCCUUUGUAUACAUCGCACGUCAAGCCGACGGCAAGAGCAGUUUCGAAGGAGCAGCAUAUGAAGUGGAGAGCCACCAUGUCUAUCUCAUUCAUGGUCAACAAAAGAAGGAGGCCGAACCGCCAGCUCUGAAGAAGCUGGUCGUCAAUUACGAGGACGAAAAGCCACGAAAGGGCAAAUUCCAGCGCUUUGAGCUCGGCCCAGCUCCCGUUCAUCGCUGGGGUCACUACGGUGUGACAUAUCCAGAUGGCGCGUAUCAACAGAUGUAUGACUGGUACACCAAGACUCUCGCUCUCGCUCCAUCGGAUAUCGUUUACAAAGACGAUAAGCCCAUCACAUGCUUCUUCCAUAUCGAUCGUGGUUUGGAGUACACAGAUCACCAUGCCUUCUUCUUUAAGCGGGUCAAACCGGACUAUGAACCUACUGUUGCGCAUUCUGCGUUUGAGACCCAUGACUUCGACGUCGAGCAUUUGGGCCAUGACUAUCUUGAGUCGAAAGGAUACGAGAGUUGUUGGGGUGUGGGAAGACAUGUCCUCGGAAGUCAAGUCUUUGACUACUGGUUUGAUACCAGCGAGUUCAUAUUGGAGCACUAUGCGGAUGGCGAUUUGGUCAAUGCUGAGACGGAGGUAUCGCACGUUCCUGCUGGGCCACAGGCGCUCAAGAUCUGGGGGCCACCUAUUCCGGGCGUGUUUUAG
Messenger RNA from Alternaria metachromatica, 861 nucleotides. RefSeq lists its product as uncharacterized. The record is from RefSeq and is a predicted model, not a curated record. The transcript has 4 exons. NCBI's taxonomy places the organism in Eukaryota, Fungi, Ascomycota, Dothideomycetes, Pleosporales, Pleosporaceae. The coding region runs from base 1 to 861 and encodes 286 amino acids.